Molecule: messenger RNA, 3538 nt
Organism: Varanus komodoensis (Komodo dragon)
Lineage: Eukaryota; Metazoa; Chordata; Lepidosauria; Squamata; Varanidae
Gene: FERMT2
Product: FERM domain containing kindlin 2
Exons: 17
Coding region: 164-2260 (698 amino acids)
Biological process (GO): cell-matrix adhesion; integrin-mediated signaling pathway
Cellular component (GO): focal adhesion; extrinsic component of cytoplasmic side of plasma membrane
Molecular function (GO): integrin binding
Source: RefSeq, a predicted model, not a curated record
GGGGGCUCCUGUGCUGGCUGGCUGAGUGGCCUGCGUGCGCGGAGCGGAGCGGAACGGAACGGGCGGCCUCGGAGGCGGGCCGGGCGGAGGGCGGCGGCGGCCCCUCAGUCUCCAUUCGCAGCCCCGCGACGGGACGCGCUCCGCGAGCCAGGAAGGAGGAACCAUGGCUCUGGACGGUAUACGGAUGUCAGAUGGCUGCUAUGCAGAUGGAACGUGGGAGUUAAAUGUCCAUGUCACAGACCUGAACAGAGAUGUAACUCUGAGAGUCACAGGGGAGGUCCACAUUGGUGGUGUCAUGCUGAAAUUGGUGGAAAAACUUGAUGUCAAGAGGGAUUGGUCUGACCAUGCCUUGUGGUGGGAAAAGAAGAAAACCUGGCUCCUUAAAACCCACUGGACCCUGGAUAAAUAUGGAAUACAGGCAGAUGCGAAGCUGCAGUUCACUCCACAGCACAAGUUGCUCCGACUCCAACUUCCCAACAUGAAGUAUGUGAAAGUGAAAGUGAACUUCUCUGACAGAGUCUUCAAGGCGGUAUCUGACAUCUGCAAGACCUUUAAUAUCAGACAUCCGGAAGAACUCUCCCUCUUGAGGAAGCCAAGAGAUCCAACGAAGAAAAAAAAGAAAAAGUUGGACGACCAGUAUGAAGAUGAGACUCUGGAGCUGGAAGGACCACUAAUCACGCCUGGAUCAGGCUCUGAUGUUCUUUACAUCGGCCCAGUGAAAGGGAGCAUUUACUCAAGCCCUGGGCUGUAUAGCAAAACCAUGACACCAACAUACGAUUCUCAUGACGGGAGCCCUUUGUCCCCAACUUCAGCUUGGUUUGGAGAUAGUGCUUUGUCAGAAGGGAAUCCAGGUAUUCUUGCCGUCAGCCAGCCAAUCACCUCCCCGGAAAUCCUAGCCAAAAUGUAUAAACCACAGACACUUUUGGAUAAGGCCAAGAUCAACCAGGGGUGGCUGGAUUCUUCAAGGUCACUUAUGGAGCAAGAUGUGAAGGAGAAUGAGGCUCUGCUUCUUCGGUUCAAAUACUACAGCUUCUUUGAUUUGAAUCCUAAGUACGAUGCAAUCCGAAUCAACCAGCUGUAUGAACAGUCAAAAUGGGCCAUUCUUUUGGAAGAAAUAGAGUGCACGGAGGAGGAAAUGAUGAUGUUCGCAGCAUUGCAGUACCACAUCAAUAAGCUAUCCAUCAUGUCCUCUGAGAAUCACUUGAACAACAGCGACAAGGAGGUUGAUGAAGUCGAUGCUGCCCUUUCUGACCUGGAGAUCACUCUGGAAGGCGGGAAGACAUCCACAGUUCUGGGUGACAUCACUUCCAUCCCAGAGCUCGCGGACUACAUUAAAGUGUUCAAGCCAAAGAAGCUGACCCUGAAGGGCUACAAGCAGUACUGGUGCACCUUCAAAGACACGUCCAUCUCCUGUUACAAGAGCAAAGAAGAAUCCGGCGGGACUCCUGCUCACCAGAUGAAUUUGAGGGGGUGCGAGGUGACCCCUGAUGUCAACAUUUCUGGCCAGAAAUUCAACAUAAAGCUUCUGAUCCCCGUGGCUGAAGGCAUGAAUGAAAUUUGGCUCCGUUGUGACAACGAAAAGCAGUACGCGCACUGGAUGGCGGCUUGCCGGCUCGCCUCCAAGGGCAAGACCAUGGCAGACAGCUCCUACAACCUGGAGGUGCAGAACAUCUUGUCCUUCCUGAAAAUGCAGCACCUGAACCCAGACCCACAGAUCAUCGCGGAGCAGGUCACCACGGACAUCAACCCGGAGUGCCUGGUUUCCCCACGGUACCUGAAGAAGUACAAGAACAAGCAGCCAGGCUAUGUAAGAGACUUGAUCACAGCCCGGAUCUUGGAGGCGCACCAGAACGUGGCCCAGAUGAGCCUCAUCGAAGCCAAAAUGAGGUUUAUCCAGGCGUGGCAGUCCCUCCCGGAAUUUGGCAUCACGCACUUCAUUGCGAGGUUCCAAGGGGGCAAGAAGGAAGAGCUCAUCGGCAUCGCCUACAACCGGCUGAUCCGGAUGGACGCCGGCACCAGCGACGCCAUCAAAACGUGGCGGUUCAGCAACAUGAAGCAGUGGAACGUCAACUGGGAGAUCAAGAUGGUGACGGUGGAAUUUGCAGAUGACGUCCGCGUGUCCUUCAUCUGCACUGAGGUGGAUUGCAAAGUGGUGCACGAAUUUAUCGGCGGAUACAUUUUCCUGUCAACACGUGCCAAGGACCAGAACGAAAGCCUAGACGAAGAGAUGUUUUACAAACUGACCAGCGGCUGGGUGUGAAUCAGGCGAGGUCUCCUGUAACUGACGUAAACUCAAUGGCCAUAUUAAUACUUAACUUCAAAAGCUGUUAUUUGAAAUAUGCUGCUUCAUCAAGUUAAGCUUGAAGUGUAUCUUUUCUUUUUAAUAUCAUGGCAACUUUUGCGUUAGCAGACCAGUUUGUAUGUGCGCUAAACAGCACUUCCGUUAACCUGCUAGAACAAGACAGUAAUACGGACUGCAUAACGCGUACGCUUGUGCCUCUCUCCCCUCACUCAGCAAAACCGUUGGGCUGGUCGGGAUAGUUUCUGACAGACGUAAGCUAACUGAAACUGAAAGGAAGAAGAAAAAAAAACUCUAAGCCAUCUAACUCUAAAGAUACCCAGGGCCUGAUCUAUAUGAAGUCUAUUUAUCAUGUUUAAUGCAUGUUUUGUGAGGUUUUUAAAGAAAUAUAUAUAUAUAUAUAUUGUAAAAGUGGCACCCGGUGUGUUCAACGUCCUUCCUGCCUUUAGGAUAGAACUUUGGUGUGCCACGCAGGAAGGCCCGUUGCUGCCCCUCUGUCCCCACCCACUUCGGUGGGGGCUGUGCAUGGACACCCAUGUGCCACAGUGGUGCUUGCUGAACUGUGCCCUUUGGUCCCGAAUUUUUCGCACUAUAGGAUUAGGUCCACCGCAAGGGCCUGGAGCUUUACAAAACGUGGCCUUGAAAAAGAUUCAUAAGGUUGUACGUGUAUCUGUUAACUUCUUGUUUCCUUUUGAUAAUCAUUUAUAUAAAGUGCAUCUCUGUCUCCCUCCUUUCCCUUUUAUCUUAUUUUUUACACCGUAUUGUAUUACAAACACACUUAGUAUUCACCAGCAUAGCCACUCUUUACCUAAGGUGAUAUGCAAAAACUUUUCAUUAACAGUAUGAAGUAAAGGUCUAUGAAGUAUAAGGACUUUUUUGUGUAACUAAUGUAAAAAGAAACACAAAUUUUAUAAAAUUGUACAGGUUUUUCUUUCUUUUUCUUUUAAAACUAGUCUCACAAGCCAAAGUAGGGAUUGCAAUAGUAUCCAGUGUAUUGGCCUUGAAGUAUGCUUUUAAUCUAAAUAUCCUGACCUAGUUGUAGUUGUGCCACAAAGCCCUUAACAACAGAACUCAGUUGCCUGGAAUAAGGGGCUCGCAUUUCAGAAUUAACACUAAUAGCCUGCGGGCCCCGGACCUCCCCAUGCCGAGGAUAGACCAGUAUUGUGUCCAGCAGUCCAUGACAUAAAGCCUAUGUACAAAAGCAUUGUAUUUUAAAUAAAGGUUGAAUCUUUUAUUUAA